CCGUGCUGCUUUAGUAGUACCCCAGAGUUGAGUACUGGGAUCGAUGUAAUCGACUUAACUCUUCCCCCAAAAUUACACAUACGCGCUCGUGCCCCCCUCCCACACAAAGUAACUUCCGUAUUGUUUCCGUCCACCAAAUUCCAUUGACAAGGGACUGGUCAACCUGAAGCUACAGUUGAAGGCAAUUUGCUGUGUUGAGGCAUGCUUUUAUACUAAAUAGGUUAUACAAUAAUUAAAAUUUUUUUCAAGAAUUUUAUACUUUAUAUUGUUAAUAGAUACAUAUAAAGACGUUUGAUAAUUAGAAUUAAGAUUACUGGACCUUAGAAUAACGUCUGUGACAAGAUCUGAAUGUAUAACGAUACGAUCGGUUUAUCCAGGAUCUUAACUUCUCAAUAGGGCGCUUACUUCAGUCGCUAUGGUGUCCCAUCUACUUCAGUAAAAUUAAAUCCUUAUUAUAUGCAACUGAAAUACGCUUAACAAAUUAGUAUGAAUAUAUUAAUAAAGACUGUCACUUUUAGUGACGAUAAGUAUGACGAUAAGACGUAAUAUGUGAGUUACGGAAACACUUAUUCACACUAACUCCUCCAGAAGACUAAAACGACUCACAAAAAGUAGUCUUUCACAACAACUCUAUGUGGAGAUAAUUCUAACAAGCCGAAACACAAUUCUGGUGUACUUUGAACUCUGUUUGUUAUUGUUUUUAUAUAAUCCAAUUUACACGGAAGCUGCUGUAAUUUACCAGAAAAACAAGGAAGGACUCCACGGUUAUAUUUUCGAAGAAGUAACAAUGGGAGGCCGCCAGUUAAGCACGGCUUUGUCUGAUUUUUUCCUGGCUUUGUCAGCUUAUUUUGUGGCAGUCAAACUAAAAGAAGUAUGCGUCAUCGCAGGACUUGGUAUCUUUAUCCAAGGAAUGGCAGCUAGCAUUGGAGUAGCUCGAUUUUCAAUGGAGAAACCAUAUAAGGAUAUCAUCAGAGCACACAUGCUUUUUUCUUUACUGGCAACAUUUGUUGGAAUUCCAUUACUGUCCAUUGGAUUCUGUAUUUACUAUCAUUUCACAAUGAUAUCAUGGAUUCUUUCUGCUGUUUGCUUUUUUGCCAUUACCUUCAGCUUUUUCAUGGACUCAGAGGUGAAACGCUCAAUAUCAGAACCAAUAGCCGGUUUGGCAAUUAUCAUCAUAAUUGCUCUAUGUCUAUAUCAUGAAAACUUGUUUGGAUUUUUAGCUUGUAUUAUAUAUAUUCUUUCUGGUGUGAUGAUUGGAAGCGAAGGAGCUUGGUUUGGAAUCCUGCGCAUUGAUUUGCUUCAUUAUACUUUGGUUCUUGGUAACCUAGCAUUUUACAAAUCAUUUACAUAAAUGUAAUCAGGAAGUUUAAAAAAAGAUACAUUUUAUAAUUUCUACAUAAUUUUUCGUUCCCAAAUUUCAAGUGUAUAUAUUAGCAAUAAUGUUUCUUUUUUCACAUUCAAAUAAUAAUUUUCCAAUAUUUCAAAACUUUUUAAAUAUAUUUUUUUAAUAUAUAUCAUUUAAAGCUUUUCAAGGUGGCGAGAUGGUAGAAUUGUUAGCAUUCUGGGCAAAAUGCUUAGUGGCAUUGUGUCCGUUUUUACAUUCUGAGUUAAAAUGCUAUUCUGAGUUAAAAUGCUACUAAUAAAAUUAGUACUCGUUGAGCACUGGGACUGAUGUAACCAACUUACUCCUUCCUUGAAAUUGCUGGCCUUAUGCUAAAAUUUGAAUAUAUGUCAUUGAAAUCUCUUGAUUGAUAAUAUUUAUAUAUUUUAUAUUAAAAUUGCAUGCAUGAA
Molecule: messenger RNA, 1791 nt
Organism: Octopus bimaculoides (California two-spot octopus)
Lineage: Eukaryota; Metazoa; Mollusca; Cephalopoda; Octopoda; Octopodidae
Source: RefSeq, a predicted model, not a curated record